CAACCGAACGCCUCCCUUCCCGUAGACUCGGACACCCCUCUUCUCUCUGUAGAUCCACCAUCAUGAAGAUAAUUACAAUCUUCAAUUCCUUCACUGAAACACUUGAUCCAUGUUUCUUGGACCUCACAAGAAGAAGUAGAAGAAGAAGAUUGUUUUUAGCAUUUGCAUAUGGCGUGUAUGAAGCUGGGGACGAAGGCUGAAGCAUUCCGACGUGAAGGACAUACUUGGCAGUGUACAAGUGGGCUUCCAAGUGAUGCCACAAUUGAGAUUGGAGAAAUGUCAUUUCAUCUCCACAAGUUUCCUUUGAUUACGAGAAGUGGACUAAUGACGAAACUUAUUGGAGAUUUAUCGAAUGAAGAUGAACAUGUUUGUGUCGUGCAUCUUGAUGAGAUACCCGGCGGAUCCAAAACAUUUGAACUUAUUGCCAGAUUUUGUUAUGAUGUAAAAAUAGAGGUUACAGCCCACAAUGUUAUCAGCCUUAGAUGUGCAGCAGAAUACCUCCAAAUGACCGAUGAUUAUGGAGAAGAAAACCUCAUUACACUAACUGAAAGCUUUCUUAUUGAAGUGUUCGCCACUUGGGCCGACACCAUGAAAGCUCUCGAAAGCUGUGAGGAAGUUCUUUGUGAUGCCGAAGAGCUAUUUCUCGUUACCAGAUGCAUUGAUUCUUUGGCAACAAAAGCCUGCAUGGGUUUCAAUGCAGCCGGGAAUAACCAAGAUACGGCACCAACUUCAAUCGUCUGGAAUGGGAUCUCUACUUCCAGCAAGCCAGAAACAACACACGAUGACUGGUGGCAUAGAGAUGUUUCUUUCCUCGGUUUACAUCUCUAUAAACAAGUAAUUCGAGCUAUUGCAUCUCGAGGCAUGAAACCUGAGACGAUAGCCCGGUCUCUCGUGGGGUACGUCAAGAGAUACAUACCCUUAAUGAACAGACAAUCUAGUUUCAACGAUGCAAACCAUUGUAAAACGGUUUCAUGUCCAUCCGAGGCCGAUCAAAGGUAUCUUUUUGAAGAAAUCAUUGAGUUACUUCCUCACCAAAAGGGGAUCAUUGCCACCAAGUUUCUUAUACGUUUCCUUCGUACCGCCAUGAUCUUACACGUGAGUCCAUCUUGUCGAGAAAAUCUCGAGAAAAGGGUCGGGGCCCAGUUGGAUUCAGCGGUCUUAGAUGACAUAUUGAUACCAAAUCAGGGAUUCAACACAGUGGAGACUUUGUAUGACAUAGACUGUUUUCAAAGAAUUCUUGACUAUUUCAUGUCUAUGGAUCAGGCUCCAAGUACACUAUGUUCUCCGUGCAUAGUCGAAGAGGGGUCCGAGGGUGGGCCCCAGUCUUUGGCAUCGAUGACGUCCGUGGCUAAUCUCGUUGACGCGUUUCUCGCUGACGUGGCAGCUGAUGUUAAUAUGAAGCUGUCGAAGUUUCAGUCUGUUUGUGCUUCUGUCCCCGACUAUGCUCGCCCGCUUUCUGAUGGCGUUUAUCGUGCAAUUGAUAUAUAUUUUAAGGCGCAUCCUUGGCUUUGCGACAACGAAAGAGAGCAAAUGUGCAGACUUAUGAACGUCCAAAAGCUGUCGCUGGAUGCAAGCACUCAUGCGGCUCGGAAUGAGAGGCUGCCUCUCCGUGUGAUCGUUCAAGUCCUUUUUUUUGAACAACUACGGCUGCGAACAUCAAUUGCGGGAUGGUUUUACGUGUCGGAAAAUCUCGAGAACACGAAAAACGAAAGCGGUGGUGGUGAAGUGGUUCGAUCACAGGAAAAGGAAAGGGAAAGAGGAAGUAGGAUGACAGGAAUGGGCGAGAUGAGGGACCGCGUUCUUGACCUCGAGAGAGACUGUGAAACCAUCAAGUAUGAGAUUCGUAAAAUGGUCAAGAAAACCAAGAGAAAUUGGAACUUCUUUUGCAAGCGUAAAACUAAGAAAAUCUGAUAUAAAGCUCUACGAUCUCGAGUAUUAUUUUUUCUUUGUCAAGAAAACCGAGAGAAGUAUUGGAAUUUCUUUUGAUAAAAGAAUUCGAUAUUCCGCUACGACUU
Cynara cardunculus var. scolymus (artichoke) is the source of this 2015-nucleotide messenger RNA. Its product is annotated as BTB/POZ domain-containing protein At5g03250-like. Bases 169 to 1911 code for a protein of 580 amino acids. Lineage: Eukaryota; Viridiplantae; Streptophyta; Magnoliopsida; Asterales; Asteraceae. The transcript is spliced from 4 exons. Gene Ontology annotation, molecular function: protein binding. The record is from RefSeq and is a predicted model, not a curated record.